AUGCGUCGGUGCCCUAGUGGCGACCAUCCCCUGACAAGCUCCGCUGCCAGUCCCGUAGUAGCUCUCAAGACUCACCUUGACGCCCUGGCCAAUCCUGGUGGCAACAAGAUGUCCUCCUCCCAUCACAAGAAAUCCGACACUGCCUUCCCUCUUGCCUCCUCCUCUUCAUCAGCUCUCACCUCCAAUGGCCCUUCUGCAGUCGUUUCUCGUUUCCGUCUUCGGCAUUCAGGUGGUUCUAGCUCCUCUGGGGCCAAGAAACGCCAAUUGGAGCGGCCCCUUUCUCAAAUAAUAUGUCAACUCGAUUCAGCUCUUCUCCUGAAUAAUUCGCCCUCUUUCAGCAUUCAACAACCCAGGUCGGAGGAGAGGCUGAGUGCUGUAGUUAAUAACAACAAUAGUCAGUCGACUGUGACUGAAGAAGUGCAGACCGGGCAACAAAAACUAGGUUCAGGGGGUUAUGAUGAAGAUGAUGUGAUUGAGGGCAUACCGCGGGCUGUGGCACAAUGUCUGGACGACCUGGAGAACCCGCCUAUUCCACCUACCAGAGUUUACUCCUUACGUCGUGGUGCUGGUGAAAUCUUCGGUCACUUCGCCAAUUCCUCUUCUUCUGAAACCGCCUCACCCCAUGGUUCACGAGGCCGACGUGCACCCCUCCAGAGUCUUUCAGAAUCAUCCGGUUUCGAGAUGCUGGACCUUGAACGUUCGGGCGGAAGCGGGUCCAACGGGCGUGGGGAAGCGACUGAUGAUGAUGAUGCGGAGGCGUUGGAAUUCGCCAUUCUAGAAGCGGCCGCAGAAGCGGAAGAGCAAGCUGCAGCGGCUGCUGUGAGUGGAGAGAGGAAGAGGUGUCAAUUGGGUGAUGUAUGUCCUGUUUCUCCACUGGCUGACCAUAUGAGCGCUUGGCAACCCUCACCAAGUGAAAACGACAUCCAACCAGGCACCUGUCCUCUGCAUGCUGGCCUUGAGUCUUCCCCCUCACCUCUGCACAAUGGUAAUGGCCACCAUGGCAACAAUCAUCACCAUCAUCAACAACAACAGCUCAGGGCCGCAACAACUACUAAUGGUGAUGACAUUAAUAGUCACUGGUGGCCCAGCGGUAUAAAUGGAUCUCGAUCACAGCAGACACCGCAACCACCCCCACAAUCACAAAUCGAUCGAUGGACAGGAGAAACACCGACUCCGACUGCAACCCCAACUCCUACCCCCACCCCGGCCAACCUCCUACCCAACGCUCAUCAACAUAUACAUUCGUAUGCAUCACAAUCUUCUCCACCGUGGUUCCAGGCCUACUUGCCCAGGGAAGUGGCUCUUGAACUCCUUACCCAUGAAGAAACUGGAAGUUUCCUGGUUCGAGACAGUGUAACCCAGCCUGGUUGUUGGGCUCUAUCAGUUCGAGUCCCAACACACGUCAAUUGUGUUGGAAUUACUCACUACCUUAUUCAACAUUCUAAACACGGUGUCAAACUCAAGGGCCUGGACAAGGAAUGGCCUUCCCUCGAGGCACUGAUCACUCACCUCACAGUAAUACCUGAGAUGUUGCCUUGCCCUCUUCGUCUCCCUCCAACAGCUCAAUAUGGAGGAAGUCAGCAACCACACCAAGCCUCUAAUCCUACCUUUACGGAGGAAGAGGAGAAUGAUUUUGGUGAAGAACCCGAAGAUGAGGAAUACCAACGGCUGUCAGAUUUUUCCUCAAUGCUCGCCGAUAUGCAGACUGCUACGAAUAAUACCGUUUCUAAUUCAACGGCUGUGGCCCCUCGCCUCUUCCGGUGA
Molecule: messenger RNA, 1764 nt
Organism: Rodentolepis nana
Lineage: Eukaryota; Metazoa; Platyhelminthes; Cestoda; Cyclophyllidea; Hymenolepididae
Source: the annotation of a GenBank genome assembly